AUGGUGCAACUCAUCAUUCGACUACCGGAUGGUCAAACUAUGCCUGUUCAGAUACCCAUGAUGGCUUCCACUGCUACAACAAGUACUCAAAAAGCACAGCUAAUUGCUCCAGCUCAACAAGUGCAACAAGUUAAUUCUACAACAUCAUCUGUAACUAAAAUGAAACUGAAAGAGAUCAUUGAAAUGAAUCAAAAGUCACCUGCAUCUAAGAAAGACACUUCGAAAGUAAAAUCUCAACAAAGGCAUCAAAUUCAUGACUAUACAGACUCGUUAGAUGGAUUUGGUUUGAACCUGUCUCCUCCUUCAUCUCCUCAGCCAUCACCAAGACCGGGUGAACAUGGACGCAAACGUAGAGAUGUUAAUAGUGAUCCAGACGAGAAACGAAAGAAAUCUCUUGAAAGAAACAGGGCUGCUGCAAUCAGGUGUCGAGAGAAACGAAAACAGUGGAUUACCAAUCUGGAAAAAAAAGCUGAUGAACUUGCUCGUACUAAUACUCAGUUACAGCAUGAAGUUACAACACUGAGAAAUGAAGUUGCUCACUUAAAAACUAUGCUUUUGGCUCACAAAGAUUGUCCUGUAACACUCCAACAGAAAGCUUCUGGUUAUGAGGCUGAUAGAGAUAAUUUUACUACCAUCCGCAUCAUCACAUCUGUCCCAGAGGAUGUACAGAGGGUGCCAAACAACUCCGUCAUUUCACCAUUAAAUGUAGAAUUCAUGGAGAUGGACGUAAAUUCGGUACAAAGCAGCAGUGACGCAUCUUUCACUUCCGAUGCCAGUGAGGCGUCCUAUCGAGAACGGUAGUAGUGGGGAAAUAAUUCAUUUCAAUGCAUCUGUUUAACGCAUAUCUCAAAAAUUGUGUUGACACAUUUUAAAAAUGAGUCACCAUGGUGAAUUUUUCAUUGCAUUUUGUACAGUAUUUUUUAUUUUUGAUUAUGAGGGUGGAUAUGACUUUUUCUUUAAUGUAUACCUGAUAGUUUUAAAAAGAGGAAUGAAUGUGCCUUUUUUACCUUUUCAAAUGUAAACAAAAAAAAUUAGCUUUGUUUGAAUGUGGAAAAGAAAUGAGGCUACAUGAUGAUUUUGGUGUAAUGAUGCGUUUCUGUAUAUAGGUUUGAGAG
This is a messenger RNA of Uloborus diversus, 1115 nucleotides long. Its product is annotated as cyclic AMP-dependent transcription factor ATF-2-like. NCBI's taxonomy places the organism in Eukaryota, Metazoa, Arthropoda, Arachnida, Araneae, Uloboridae. Gene Ontology annotation, molecular function: DNA-binding transcription factor activity, RNA polymerase II-specific; cAMP response element binding. The record is from RefSeq and is a predicted model, not a curated record. The coding region runs from base 1 to 801 and encodes 266 amino acids. Gene Ontology annotation, biological process: regulation of transcription by RNA polymerase II. The transcript has 6 exons.